ACAGAACGUAUGAUGCUGAGUAGUGAAGAAUACCGUAAGAUUUAAGCUAAAGUAUACAGCCCAAGAUUAUUGAACCAGCUUGGGCGGAUCUUGUGUCUAACGAAGGUGGAGCAUUUUACGAAAAUUUGGGGUUUCAGUGUCGUUCUUUCGCACAAGGCAAGGAAAGCUCGAAAGAACGCCAAAGCAGACAUUGCUUGGUGAGAGGCGACAAGAUCAUUCCGAAGGAGACACUUUGCCAACAGGAAAAGACAGACGACAGCCAGUCGUCUGUUUUCAUUACAGUGAAUGUAAUUCGUUCGCAACUUGUUGAGUGACGUCUAGGUCUAAGGAAAUUCUUACAUUUCACACGAAGUCGCUUUCGAACUGAAAACUGCGCUAGGAAACCCCACAGAGAGCAACUGAAUCUCGUUUUUGCAAAGGUACAAAGAAUUGGAUCCUAACCGCGCAACCAGAACAUGUCUUUUUCAAGUUUGAAGGAGCAGACAACGAAGAGGUCAUCUAUUGGAGAAAAGUUCCAUACCAAAUUAAGCCAUGCGAAUCAAAUCUACCCUACCUUGACUGAGACAAAAGAGGAUACACAAAUGACAUUUGGAGUGGACGAGACAAAAACCCCAUGGUCAGAUGCUGAAACCUCAAAAGAGCAUCAUGAAAGUACUGCAUCAAUACUUCCCCGAAAGCGACGAAGCUUUUUGAGCGAGACAAACAUGAUGCGAAUUUUGAUUGCUGCGGCCCUUAUCCUUUCCGUCGUCAAUCUUUUCUUGACAGUCGCCCUGACCAGAAGAGAAGAAAAAGGUUGCCCAUGCCAAAAAAACAGUGCAAAGGAGUUUAGUGGUCCAGAAAAAUUGAAAGGCGAAGGCAACAAUCUCAACACCAGCAACGAGGAGGAUAACACCGGAAUAGAAAAACCCCAGCAAGCCGGGUCACCCGGACCUCCCGGACCUCCCGGCCCCCCCGGACCACCUGGACCUCCUGGGGAACCUGGCCUUCAAGGCGAGAAAGGUGAUACUGGAGUACAAGGGCCUCGAGGACCACCAGGAGUUGGUAGCCCGGGCCCAGUGGGUGCACAGGGGCCCAGGGGCCACAAUGGGACUCAAGGACCAAUUGGACCUCCUGGCGUAAACGGCCAACAGGGUACACGGGGUCUUCAGGGGUCGAUGGGACCCAGAGGCUUCAAUGGCUCUCAAGGCUUGCCUGGGCCACCAGGCUUGGUUGGCCCCAGAGGCCCUCCCGGUGUCAAUGCAUCACAAGCUGGAGGAGGAGGUAUCGCUGGACCACCGGGUCCUCCUGGACCACAGGGAAUUCCUGGGCCUGGAAAUAUGAGCCUUUGUCAGUACAAGAACAAGAAGGAAGUCGCGCAGACAGCUGGGGCGUCGGCUGAUUCUAAAGUCAUUCUGCGGGAAGAUGAACACCCGGGAAUGAAGAUUAUAGCGGCUACAUGCUCAACGAUUAAUGCUGCAGAAUACGUCUUUGGUGAUGCAAAAACUGACCACAGAACAGGAACUAUCGUGUACAGAUGUCAUUGUAAAGGAAAAUCAACUCUGUUUUUAGGUGCGGAUAUGAAGUGUGUUAUUCACUACUGGAUCUGUCCAAUCAACAGUUAAGAACCUAUAGUACAAACCAGCACAGUCGCUCAGAGUUACCUCUACAAAAUGGAUACCAACUGUUUUCAGAAAGGCACUUUUAUGCCCCAGUUUUGAAAUCAUUAUCUGAAAGAUUUCUUUCAUAAUGGCUCUUUUGUAGUGUGACAGAGUGUCUUUCAUUUAUGAAGAUCGUCUAAAACAGUACGUAGUUGAAUCAGUGACUCUGUCCCAGAGUUUUCAACUUUCUUUUAAUGCAGGUGUGUGUGCAUGUGUGUUUUUUUUUUUCCAAGGAGUCGGUUCUUAACUGUAACAUAGUUUGAAAGCUAUUGUAAAUAACAGCUUGUAAACAGGCUACCCUGCUCCUUUUUUUAGCAGUGUAUGUUCAAAUAUAGGGGAAAUGAGGCUGACCAAAAAAAAAGGAAUUAAUCUUUAAUUUUGGUAGAUCGUAGCAUAAAGUGUAUCCUCUCGAUAGUUACUGAGUUCACCAGGAUUACUUGCAUAGGGCGUGAACUAAUGAAACGUACACCCCAUUCACACCAAAUCUUAAACAUGUUUUAUAGCUGUUUUGUUAAACAUGGCUAAAACAACUUUUUUUUUCAUGGAAGCUGCUUAAACUGAUGUUUGUUGACCUUAAAUGCAGCAUUGAAAAUACAAGUUAGCGAUUACUUAAAUCCUAUCACCAGUGAAAAAAUUCAGUUUUCAGUUUUCUUUUACUGAUUUUCAUUCAGUCAAACCCCGUUCAACAAGACAUGUUUUGCUGGUGUGAAUUGGGUAUAAGACAGAUGUAGAUGCUUAAGAAGUUCUUCAUAAUAGUUUAUAUUUUAAUCGAUUGAAAAUGUCAUAUUACAAGUGCUAUCUUUAUACAGACAAUAAGAGAAGAUUUUGAUUGAUUAGAAAAUGUUAGCCAGUAAAAUCAGCGAUUUCUUUUUUUCGCUUCAGUAUCGAGUAAUUUAACAAUCUUAUGUACUGAGAUUUUGGCAAAGAUUGAUCCUUACGUACAGAAAAAUAUGAUUAACCAUGAUACACGUUCAUGUGUCCAUGGUAACAGCAGUGUUAUAUAAUGAUAUUAAUAUAGAUGGAUAGUCGUCAAUAUUUCAUCUCCACAGGUGCAGUUUAUCACUGAACAAAUUAUAAUCAUUUAUGUUUGUUAUAGCUCUACAUCAAAGUCCUUAGUGACUGGUAACGUUUCAUGAAAUGAGACUUACCAGGAAAAAACUUUACAUUCCCAUUUAGAAUUACCAAUUCUUGCACUAGUUGCGUCGAAUCUCAACUUAUAGAUUGAUUUAAUAAUUAAACUUUAUCAAUACGAUUACCACUGGCAUUUUAUCCAAUAAAGUGUGAUACUCGUGAGUACGCAAUUA
Molecule: messenger RNA, 2941 nt
Organism: Stylophora pistillata
Lineage: Eukaryota; Metazoa; Cnidaria; Anthozoa; Scleractinia; Pocilloporidae
Source: RefSeq, a predicted model, not a curated record